This is a messenger RNA of Beta vulgaris subsp. vulgaris (sugar beet), 1964 nucleotides long. Its product is annotated as polygalacturonase. The transcript is spliced from 4 exons. Gene Ontology annotation, biological process: carbohydrate metabolic process. The record is from RefSeq and is a predicted model, not a curated record. NCBI's taxonomy places the organism in Eukaryota, Viridiplantae, Streptophyta, Magnoliopsida, Caryophyllales, Amaranthaceae. The coding region runs from base 453 to 1670 and encodes 405 amino acids. Gene Ontology annotation, molecular function: polygalacturonase activity.
UUAAAGUUUCAGAUUUUUUGUUCAACGCUUUAACUAUAUAUGCAUGUUUACCUUCCGUACAAAGUUACAACUUACAUUAAGAUACGUACAUUUAAUUUGUUUGGCGCAGUUUUUCUUGUUAAUUACCAAUUUCUAUAGUGUAUGUUUACCUUAUGUUCAAAGCCCCUUAAUUAGUGGCUCAGUGGCUUAAUACCAACUUAUACUCCACCUAUAUGACUUAUCAUAGAACUAUAUAUAUGCACUCAUUUCUUCAUAAUCUCCAUCAACCAUCUACCAAAAACAUACAUUUUAAGAGAACGAAUCAAAUUCUUAUCGAGAGAAUCCGUUUUCUUAUUGUGUCUAAACACGAUAAAACUUUGAUUUUAGACCCUAUUAUAUGAAGGAGGUUCUGAUUGAGUUUUAAAGUCGUACAAUAUUUUAUUUUGGUACUUUUAUUCCUAGUUACCAACAAAAUGACCAAGCUCAAAAAUUGUACAUUUGCCAUAUGUUAUUUUCUAUAUAUGGUGCUCAUCAACUUACCAUCAUUAUCCUUAUGUGCUACAACAACAGUCUAUAAUGUGCUAAAUUUUGGAGCUAAACCAACUGGUUUAAUUGAUACAAACAAGGCCUUCGUAAGUGCAUGGGAGGCUGCAUGCAACACUGAAGGAUCUACGAUGAUAGUUGUUCCUAAAGGGAGGUAUUUGCUCAAUCCCAUCAACUUCGAUGGCAGCGAUUGUAAGAGCAAUGAUAUAACCUUCGAUAUCGAUGGAACCAUAGUGGCACCCCUUGAUUAUCGGGUGCUCGGAGCUGGGGAUCGUUGGGUCGGGUUCGAGAGGGUUAGUGGUGUUACAAUUACUGGUCGUGGAACCUUUGAUGGUAAAGGAACCUCCUUGUGGGAUUGCAAGAAAGGGAAAAAUGGUGAUAAGUGUCCUAUAGGUGCAACUACAUUAACGUUUACCAGCUCCAACAACAUAGUGAUCAAAGGAAUAAGUUCACUAAAUGGCCAAUUGUACCAUAUUGUGAUAAAUAGAUGUAAGAAUGUUCUAAUUGAAGCAGUCAAGAUUAGAGCUCCUGGAAAUAGCCCUAACACUGAUGGAAUCCAUGUCCAAUUCACCACCGAUGCUACCAUUACAAACUCUAUCGUUAAAACAGGAGAUGAUUGUGUCUCCAUUGGACCUGGCACUAAGAACUUGUGGAUUGAACGACUCGCAUGCGGCCCUAGUCAUGGUAUUAGCAUUGGGAGCUUAGCUAAGGACAUGGAUGAAGAAGGUGUACAAAAUGUUACAGUAAAAACAGCAGUGAUUGCUUACUCCACAACUGGUGUGAGAAUUAAGUCAUGGGGAAGGCCUAGCAAUGGCUUUGUUCAAGGAAUUGUUUUUCAAGAUAUUCUCAUGCGUUACGUUUGGAACCCAAUUAUCAUUGACCAAAAUUAUUGCCCACACAUGAAGAAUUGUCCUGGUCAGGAAUCUGGAGUGCAAAUCAGUGAUGUUAAGUAUCAAAAUAUUAGAGGAACUUCAUUGAGUGAAGUUGCAGUAACAUUUGAUUGUAGUGCCACAAAUCCAUGCAAAGGAAUUCAACUCCAAAAUAUCAAUCUCAAAUAUGGCAAUCAAAAAGCUCAAUCAUAUUGCAAUAAUGCAGUUGGGGAAAUAUCGGGCUUGGUUCAACCCAAGAGUUGCUUGAACUUAACUUAGAUUUUACUUUGUGUUGCUUGAAAUCAUUCAUUUUGUACCACUACUAUAUAUAUAUGUAUAUAUAUGGUGCAAACUACUAGUUUAGUAGUUUAUGCCAAUAAAACAAUGUUUGUAAUUUCAAUUGUAUGUUUUUUCUAGCUAGAUCUUUUGGUUGCAUAUGUUAAUACAAUCAGCAACCAAAAGCUUUGUACAGUAUGUUCAAUGAUGAUUUUGAAUCAUUAGUUACUGUAUGAUACCGGAUUCUCCAGUUUAAUGAUGGAAUCAUACAAAUUAAAGUGAUUAGUCGCGUAAUUU